AAAGAACUGGAAAUCCCAAAGUUUAAUAUUCAUCCAAAGCACGUGCCUGAUAAUUAUGAUUUUUUUUGUCUUGCAAGAAAAUAGUGCCAUUAAACACAUAAUUGACCCAUGUCUCACAGGUAGGUGUAAGUGUUCAUUGAUGUGAAAGAAUAAAAUUUUGAGAAGCACUUUUAGAGGCAUUUGCCCUUCUAAAAGCACAGAAAAAAAAAUCAUUUAAUUGAAAAACUGCAAAAACAGCAGAAUGGCCAAGAAGUUUGGUCUUGCUGGAGGGAAUUCUUCUUCAGGGGGUUUUAUCCACGUCUAUGCUGCGUGUCGAGGAGUGAGUGUAAUAUGUGUGAGGCAGAAAGCACAGCGGUUCAACACAAUACUUUUAGUCAUUCUCGAUCACUUGAUCGCUUCGGAACUCUCUCCUCUGUUCGUCUUCAUCGAGUCUGGUUUUACUAAUUCGUGGCCACGACGGGGUUUUGCGAGGAGAAAUAAAAAAAAAACUCAACCAUUGAAUGUCGUGGGGAAUUUUUUAUGUGUAAUACAAAACUUUGGAGGUGAUCGUCUGUGAGCAAAUAUUUAGGUGUGAUGUUCCUGGUGAAGUUUUUGGUGCUUCUGUCCAGCGUGGGACUGGCGCAUUUUGCACCAUUCCAAGAGGGCAACUAUGAGAUCAUCAUCCUCCACAAUAACGACAUGCACGCGCGCUUUGACCAAACCAAUGCUGGGAGCAACACGUGCCGGCAACAGGAGGAGCUGGAUUCCAAAUGCUACGGAGGUUUUGCGAGAGUUUCCACAAUAGUGAAGAAGUACCGAAGUGAGAACAACAACGUCCUGUUCCUCAAUGCGGGUGACACGUACACAGGAACCCCGUGGUUUACCCUGUACAAGGAUACCAUUGCCACGGAGAUGAUGAAUAUCCUCCAUCCGGAUGCAAUUUCCCUAGGAAAUCAUGAAUUCGACAAUGGCGUCGAUGGGCUCGUACCAUUCCUCAAUCAUGUCACAUUUCCCGUUUUAGCGGCCAACUUGGAUCUCUCAAAAGAGCCCACAAUGGCCAAUGCGACCUCCCUGAAACCCUCAAUGGUAUUCACAGUGGCUGGGCAUAGGAUUGGCAUCAUUGGCUACCUCACGCCCGAUACAAAAUUCCUUUCAGCCGCCACGAAUGUUGAGUACCUCCCUGAGAUUAGCGCCAUCAACGAGGAAGCUCAGCGGAUGCGACGGGAAGACAAUGUGGGCAUUAUCAUUGCUCUGGGGCAUUCGGGAUUGGCAAAAGAUCGCGAAAUUGCGAGGAAUUGCCCCGAAGUGGACAUUGUUAUUGGAGGGCAUUCGCACACAUUUCUCUAUUCAGGUGAUCAACCCGAUCGCGAAAUCCCCGAAGAUGUCUAUCCGGUCGUCGUGACGCAGCCCAGUGGAAAGGAAGUGCCCGUUGUUCAAGCAUACGCCUACACGAAGUACCUGGGGUACCUCAAAAUAAUGAUCAACAGCACCGGAAGUAUUGUAGACUGGGACGGGCAACCUAUUCUCCUGAAUUCUUCCAUUGCGCAGGAUCCGGACGUCCUGGCAGCACUGCAGAAGUACCGAGCUGGCGUGGAGGAGUACGGAAGUCGCGUUGUUGGCAUUUCUCGGGUAUAUCUCGAUGGGCAUUCCUCGUCGUGUCGCUUCCGGGAAUGCAAUAUGGGUAAUCUCAUCACGGACGCCUUUGUGUACGGGAAUGCAAUCCUUACGCCAAUGAGUGAGACAGCCUGGACGGAUGCGAGUGUUGCACUGUAUCAGGGUGGUGGGAUUCGUGCUCCGAUUGAUCCUCGUGCCGCCGCAGGGAACGUCACACGCCUGGAGCUGGACAAUGUUCUUCCAUUUGGGAAUACGCUGUACGUUGUGGAAGUUCCUGGAAGGGUACUACGGGAAGCAUUGGAACAUUCAGUCCAUCGAUACUCCAACAGUACAGGAUGGGGGGAAUUUUUGCAGGUUUCAGGACUUCAGGUGGUGUUCAAUGUAGCGAAUGAUGUGGGAGAGCGUGUGGAGUCGGUUAGAGUUCUCUGCAACGAAUGCUCCCAUCCAGACUACAGACCACUGAAUGAUGAGCAAAACUACAACGUUAUCAUGACUAACUUCUUCAAGGAUGGAGGAGAUGGGUAUGACAUGUUCAAACCACUGAAGAUCAUCAAAACCUUCCAGCAGAGUGAUAUUGAGAUUGUGGACACGUACAUUGAGAGGAUGAGCCCCAUUUUCCCCGCUGUCGAGUGGAGGAUCACCGUUCUUGGAGAAGCAGGUAGUGGAGGAGGAACAGCUUCUUCGGCAACUCUUUCCGGAGUUCUCCUAAUUACAAUGCUAGUCAUUCAUAUCACCUCAAAGAUGAUCUCCAGUUGAUCCUGUUACUGACAUUCAUCCCCAAAGUCCCUUUUUGGCCAAAAAAUGUAUUUUUUCACGUCUUUGUGAAUGUAAAUAAAUUUUAUCCAAAAA
Lutzomyia longipalpis is the source of this 2442-nucleotide messenger RNA. Its product is annotated as protein 5NUC. The transcript has 5 exons. Bases 574 to 2349 code for a protein of 591 amino acids. Gene Ontology annotation, molecular function: metal ion binding; 5'-nucleotidase activity; nucleotide binding. Gene Ontology annotation, biological process: AMP catabolic process. Lineage: Eukaryota; Metazoa; Arthropoda; Insecta; Diptera; Psychodidae. The record is from RefSeq and is a predicted model, not a curated record. Gene Ontology annotation, cellular component: plasma membrane.